Amoebophrya sp. A120 is the source of this 6453-nucleotide messenger RNA. NCBI's taxonomy places the organism in Eukaryota, Dinophyceae, Syndiniales, Amoebophryaceae. The record is from the annotation of a GenBank genome assembly.
UGAGACGUUUUUUUAUUUUUGCUCUUGCAAGAGUGGUUCUCUAUCCCUUCUCUUCUCAUUUGAGGGACGAGAAAAAAGAAUGCCCGCCUUUACCAGUCCGGCUUCGUCGCGGAGUUUAUUUGCGGUGUCUGAGGGUUUCGGUUUCCUGUCGUCGUGUUUGCUGUGUGUACGACGUACACACUUGUUGCGCCGCGUGUUUGUGUCUGCCUUGUGUUUUCCACAAUUCCUGCUUGUCGCACGAGGAAACAAAACGGGAGAUGAACUUGUGGAGUCAACAUCUUCGGAUGUAGUUCUCGAAGCAGCAGGAGGAGGAGACGCGAGUUCUCCAACCCAAGCGCACGCGCAACAGGGACUAACCCACCCAGCUGAACGUCCCGAUGAAGCCGAUCCGGAACAAACCGCUUUCAUCUACGGGGAAGGGCACACCAUCGCGGAAAAGGAGGAGCUUCCGCUCUUCUACUUUUACGACCAGAGAUUUGAAAAAGAGCUGGUGUGGACCAGUACUACUUCACGACGGGGAGGUACUAGUCGAGUAGGUGGAAGUGCACACGCAUCUACUUCGACACACCUACCUGCUGGUGACGAGCAAGAUGAAAACUACGACCUGGAUGAAUCUACUUCUACUUCGACACACCUACCUGCUGAUGACGAGCAAGAUGAAAACUACGACCUGUAUCAGGAAGAAAACCCGCGAGAGUACCGGCACGAGUACCAUUUCGGGCAGAAGCCUAUGCGGGAAAUAAUUAUAUCGAGCGCUUCUUCUAGUUCUACAACUACCCACGGGACGACGUCGACGUAUUCAUCUUCAGCGUCAAGAACAUCAUCUUCAUUUCCGGGCAGGAGUCUGAAACGGGCGGCGGAGCAAAAGCUGCGGUAUUGGGGGCCCUUUGGUACUGGGGAAAAUGUCACCACCAAGGAGGACGCUGAUGUUGCGCCACGACGAACGUCCACAAGAGGUGCAAAAAAAAUCUUAAAUAUCGCUCUGGUGAUCUGCGGCAGCGCAGAAAAACGGUAUUUCAACGUUUGGGGAACGCGGGUCGUGGAUUACGAAAAGAUCUGGUCGGUCGCCGGCCGGAUGAGGCGGUUUCUGAUGGAGCCGAACGUGAGAAGCGCGGAUCCGAAGACUAGUACCGAGUUUCAUUUCUACGUUAUCAAAAGGAAAAAUCCACCCUCCCCAUACUGAAGCGGAGAUUUGUGUAGCAUGAUUUGAGACCACAAAUCAUGUUGUCAUGCUAGAAGGCAACAAAAGUGGACUGUAGUGCUGGGAGGCUUAGGAGAGCCUUCCGUCUUCAGCAUGACAGGAGGCAAAUGGAAACGGGAAACAGCAUGACAAAUUGCCUGCAGAGGAGGGAGCCACUGCGUCUCUUGGCCUUCUAGCAAUACAAGUCGAUUUGUGUACUCAAAUACAGCACUACAAACUUCGUUCUCGAUAUGGGGAGGGGAGAUUUUUCCUUUUGAUAUACGUUUUCUUGUGCGGAUGGCCCGACCUGGAAGUAGUCGGGGAGAGGACCGGGCUGAGAAGUGACGACAGUGAAAAUCGUGAUGCUGCGACGUCGACUAAGACCACAACUGGGGGAAUGAAGAAGUCGCUCCGCGUUGUGUCAGCAUCGAACGAGGAGAUGCGGUAAGUAUUUCGUUGUAGCGAUUUUCCUUGCAUGUGCAAGUGCUGUAGUACUUUCUCACUCGUCUCGUGUAUGACGAUGAGUAGGAUGCGCAGCAAAAUUCAAGAACUUUUAGGUACUGGGCCCGACACUUUCUAGCACCCCCGAAGGCGCAAGAACCGCAAGAAAAGGUGAACCCAGCUGCUGACCACGCUGCAAAAACUCCAGACUUCAAGGUGACUUUGGUUCGGUUUCUCCGGGGGGGCUGGCGAAAUUACGGGGAUUUGGUGGAGAAAAUUUCACCAGCAUCAUCAAAAAGUGGCGUUCAAAUAACGAGGCCUUCUUCUGCAUCAUCUCCAGUCGUGCUACCGCCGACACUGCAAGCGUUGAAAGAGUCGACUACUCUAACCACCUUCACCGGACAGUUUGAGCACUUGGACGCGUGUUUCCGUGGGGUGAGGCAGUUUCAGGAGCUGUAUAGGGACAGCAAUUACGCGCUUGAUGUGCAUGAAGAAAAAGAUCAUCAACAUCAGCCAGAUGUUGACCAUCACAGCAAAAUAAACUUCUCCACCUCCAAGAAUAAACUGCGCUUCACCUACUUCGUCCGCUUGCGGCCCGACCUUCUCCUGUACGAUGACUUUCCGAUCCUGACGCUUUUCCCGGAAACUCGCGUGGCCAUGCGCGCCGUGAACGUUGUGUCAACCACGCCGGCGCUCUUCGAGGACGCGACGCCCAUGAUGCGGAGACAGUUCUGUCCGGACGAGCGGGCGCAAAACCUUGGGGACGAAUACCAGUGCCGCACGCCAAGAUUUUUCAACCGGACCUACGGGAGAAAGGAGCGGGAAUUUGAUGAGACGAUGUUCGGGCUUCAUCCGGGAGCUGAUAGUAUAUCAAAUGCCGUCCUGAAGACCUCCAGCAUGACAAUAAAGAACAGCAGCGCAGUGGUCUCAUCAGACGAGGAUCUUCCUGUUGGAGAUGACCCUGGUCCCCAACUGAAAACCACGGACGCGAUUUUGCAGAAUUUUCGCGAAUACUUGCGGGAAGUCGACGUGCCCAUGUGUGCCGGAUUGGACGACCAAGCAAUUAUUGUUCCCGAGAUCCUUGCUGACGUGGUUUUCCUCGACGGUCGUAGUGACAAGGCGUGGACGGAUUUUUCAGUACGGGAAAUGAAAAAUCAAGGCAGCGGCAGCAGCAGUGUCGUUGCAUCUGCGAAGAAGAUCAGUGAAGUAGAUGCAAUAGGCCAGCAGCAGAACAAAAGCAACCAUCAAGACAACCCCAAUGAACUCAACAACUACGUUUCCUGGUUCAAAUCCGUGAACAAUCCGAAAACGGAGUAUGGCAAGCGUUUUCGGAAAGCCGCGCCGUUCAAAAAGGGAUUUCUUCGGUUGCUGGAACAGGAGUACGAGCACUUCGUUAAAAAAGGGGGAACGGACGCGGUCGCGAACCCAAGUUUGCGAACGAAGUGGAAAAUGGUGAAGCAGGAGAUAAUUAUGUCAACUACAUCGAAGGUCGACGUGCACGACGCUGCCCAUCUUCCUGCUGGCAAGAUAACGACGAGGACGACACGAAAUAAUUGGAAAAGAACUAAUAUCAUCGUAAUGGCGGUCGGCGAAGGUGAAAAUAGUGGCCAGAAUCUUUUCAUCAAAUUGACAUUCGAAGCCAUGAUCCACCCAGAGGAGCUGGGAACUACGGCAGUAGAGCAACCGGGUCGUCAACUUCAUUCCCCGAAUUUCUUGAUUGCGCGAGCGGUUUCAUCAUCUACCUCUUCUCUUUCAACGGCUGAGUCAGAGGCAAAUGUUGAACAGCGCGAACAAGUUGUAGACAACGCCAACAACAAUAAAACUGAUCCCUUUAUUCCCUUGCUGUUCCCGAAUCCGCGUGAUGGCCGCAGAAAAAUGCUGGGGUGGCAGGAGGGGGUCCGGCAAAGCUGCGACUACUUUGUGAGAGAUUAUGGAUUGCAAAAGUGUCUGGGUCUGGAAGGUUGGAACUUGUAAUGCUAGCUGUCCAUACCUCGAAAAUCUGUAUUGCAUAACCAACAAAAGUCGCAACCUCUUUUGUAUAUGCAAAAACGCAAUUUCUCAUGCGGAUUGCCUAUGAGAGAGCGUUCUGGAAAGUUGUCAUGCUGGGUUGCAUUCGGAACUCUUUCCAUCGUCCACAUUCUAGCAUCACAAGUUUCCAGACCCAGACAUUUUUGCAUUUGAUAGAGAUUGGAACCGAACAACAAUUUUCGGAGGAGGAGGGGAUCAAGCGGAGCAAGUUCCUGUCAAGAAACGAGCAAGGCUUGCAGCAUUACAGGCCGCAUCGACAGCGUUUUACGGGCCGAAAGGGGCUUUGCACGCGAUGGAAAAGUGCGAGGCCUACAUUUUCCCGUCGCAACUCUACGUCCGCAAGCGAGAAAAGGUGGAAAAAUUUUUCGCAUCAACUAAUACCUCUAGUACCAGCAUGACAAAUCCGCACUCUCUACUACCUUCCGCAACACAAAGUAAAAUUCUCCCGUCGUGGGCGAAUUUUCCGGAAAAGAUGUACGACGCGAUGCACUAUGCAUUGCAAAUAGCAUCAUGUCUGGGCCACUGAAUUUGUCGUGCAAAAUUUCAAGCACAACAUGAUCUGUGAUGCAGGAAUACGAGUCGCUAGCUCUACUCUAUCUUUUUUGCCAUGCUGUGAAACUCACUUGGAGUUUGUGAUGUGAUUUACGAGUGAAAGAAGCCUGAAAAUAAACUUCUGAUGCUGUUACGCCGGGGUGCAACCGGCUAUUCUGUGGCGCGAGUACUUAAUAUUUAUCAGCAGCACAAUUGUACAUGUACUCCAAGACCGAGACCCAGAUCGUGGAUAUUUGCAGUGCAUAGGCACCCAUUAGGUUUUAACGACAACGAGGUGGUGAUGACGGUUCGGGUGUACGCAAGACAAGUUCCGGUUCUCAUUAUCCCGAUCGCUGUGUCUUUGCUGUCUUUCACAAAUAAGGGAAUCGUUUUUGGACCGACUCCGGAGCAAGAAGGCUGUGAGGAAGUGGAGGAAGAUGAACCGCUGCGGCCCGAGGAACAGCAGAGUAAAAACAAAAUGGAAGAUUUGCAGCAGUUAGAUACGUUGGUAAAAACCGGGCGAAUUUCGUAUCAACUGCGGAAACGGAUCGAGCAACUGGCAAAGAUAAGUCCGGAGAUGUUGGUAGAACAGAAAAAGAACGAAAACACAGUUGAAAAUGCUGAAGCAACUACAUCCAGUGGAAGUUCAGCAACAGCAACACAAAUUCGUCCAUCUUCGGCCGCAGUAGACAUGGUAGCAGCUUCCCCACGUAGUUCAGCAUCCCGGUAUUGUCCUGCUGAUACUGACUAUCCGGAACAACCUCUUCAUCUUCCCCUCACAGCCUCCCACCGGGCAUCAAAAGUCACCCCGAAAGACUAUUGUAAGGGAAAAUCUCCCCUCCCCAUAUCGAAAAGGUAGAUCUCAGAAAAUCGUAGCCGGAAAAGGUAGAUGCUGAUUUGUGACCUCAAAUCGUCUCUGUCUUGCAAGAACGCAGCUCCACAGUCUCCGCCGCAUUCUGCAGGCGGUUUGUGAUGCUGGCGGCCCUACAGACUAGACGUUUGCCAUGCUCAGCGCCUAGCCCAAAACGUCUCUACUCAGUCUUGACAUGGGCCUACAGUCCUCUCCAGCAAGACAAAUCUGAUUUGUGUACCCAAAUCCAGCAUCAGAAGCCUCGUUUUGAUAUGCUGGGGAAGGGGGAUUUUUCCGUUUGAUAAAGACGCGACCUGCCGGCACCUGUACGCGAAGAAACUAGAGCUGAUGAACGAGCUCAACCUAUCCUGAGUAAAAACGUACCCACAGCAGAGUUGUAAUGCAGAUUGGCAAAGACAGGAAGACUUGUAAUGCGCAUCCCCAUGAGAGCCAUUGCCAAUCGUGUAUUGGAAUUUGUGACGCUGUGAACAGGAUGAGCAGAUGAAUCUGUGAUGCGGCUGCACUUGCUAAGCUGCACUACACUGCGGAGUGCAACUUGUCAUGCGUGACUCCCAAAACUCCUAGGUUUGUGUUGCAAAAUCCACAUCCUGACUCUGGUGUGGGAACGUUUUUACUCAGGAUACAACCCCCGGCCGGCGCAGAGAAGGAUCAGCAGAAUAACCGGGCCGAUGAAAUGGGUGAACGAAGCGGAAUUGUAGGACGGUGCAAGAAGCGAUUGCAAUGAUAGUGCGGGGGAGCCAAAGGUGGACGGGAUGAAAACAGCAGAAGCUCGUUUCUAGCUUCUAGGUUGGGAAGAAGAGGAAAAUUUUGUGAUGCGGACACAGCCUCUUGGUAACCUUUUCAUUGAAAUAAACUGGGGCAAUGAACCAAGUUCGAUAGUACCUCACGUAUAGUUUGGGUUUCAAGGUUGUAUCGACUUUGAUUGUUGAUACUUAAAAUUAGCUUGUGGUUACUUACAUUUACCACUGUACAGUAACUUCAGUUUCUUUAGGAGCUUGCUGUAUUAGCGCCAGCUUGUACGAUUCGGAUUUUUCAUAUAUGGAAAAGAGCGUCAUCAUCAGCGAGAAGCAGCUUGGAUGGAACUGCAAUCCAGGACACUAGUUGCUUGUUCAGUCCUAUUCUGCUACUGUUCUUGCACUUGCAAUGAGCAAUAAAAGCGUUGUGCUGGGUUGCGGUGCAGCUCUGUGGUCUUGGCUAGACCGUUUUUGUACACUGCUACUACCUAGUCCGAGGGGAAUAAAAGUUGAAGCGGCAGUAGAGUGGAGGUCAGAGUAGACCAUGCUGAUCUGGUUCUUCGUAAUCUUGGCGCAGCGGCCAAAAAUUACAAACAACUAACAACCGCAAGGAAGUCAACAAGAAGGGCCUUUUCGAAUUGAUGGCCUUCCUCUCCUUGCUUCUGCAG